Messenger RNA from Wallemia ichthyophaga EXF-994, 1377 nucleotides. RefSeq lists its product as uncharacterized. The coding region runs from base 1 to 1377 and encodes 458 amino acids. Gene Ontology annotation, biological process: citrate metabolic process; carbohydrate metabolic process; tricarboxylic acid cycle. NCBI's taxonomy places the organism in Eukaryota, Fungi, Basidiomycota, Wallemiomycetes, Wallemiales, Wallemiaceae. The transcript is spliced from 4 exons. Gene Ontology annotation, cellular component: mitochondrial matrix. The record is from RefSeq and is a predicted model, not a curated record.
AUGAGUUUCCGUCUUGCAACGAGAAAUGUACAAUUGAACCAAAGAUUGGGCUUGCAAGCCCGUGGUUUGACCACUCUUAAGCAAAGAGUACAAGAAUUGAUCCCAGAGCGCCAAAAGGAAGCUUUAGAGGUCAAGGCUCUUGCAGAGGAGAAGAAGCACUCAUUCGGUGACAACACAAUCGACCAAAUGUACGGUGGUAUGCGCGGUAUCAAAGCUCUCGUUUGGGAACCAUCCGUUUUGGAUGCUGAAGAGGGUAUCAGAUUCCGCGGCUUGACAAUCCCAGACUGUCAAGAACAACUUCCAAAGGCACCAGGUGGAAACGAGCCAUUACCAGAAGCUUUAUUCCACUUGCUUGUCACCGGUGAAGUCCCAACCCAAGAGCAAGUCAACGCUCUCUCAGAAGACUGGGCAGCUAGAGCUCAAAUUCCAAAGUUUAUCGAAGAACUUAUCGACAGAUGUCCAAAGUCACUCCACCCAAUGUCACAAUUCUCACUCGCAGUGACCGCUUUGAACCACGACUCUGCCUUCGCUAAGGCAUACGCUCAAGGUGUCAAUAAGAAGGAAUACUGGGACACCACCUUCGAGGACUCUAUGGACUUGAUCGCCAAGCUCCCAACUAUCGCUGGCCGUAUCUACCAAAACGUGUACGGUGAAGGCAAGCACGCACAAAUUGACUUGAAGAAGGACUACUCUCAGAACCUUGCUACCCUCCUCGGAUACGGCAACAACGACCAAUUCGUUGAGUUGAUGCGUCUCUACUUGACUAUCCACUCUGAUCACGAAGGUGGUAAUGUUUCAGCACACACUGGUCACUUGGUUGGCUCAGCAUUGAGCGAUCCAUUCCUUUCAUACUCAGCUGCAUUGAACGGUCUCGCUGGUCCACUCCACGGUCUCGCAAACCAAGAAGUUCUCUCAUGGAUCCUCAAGAUGAAGUCACAAAUCGGUGAGGAUGCUUCUGAUGAGAAGGUUAAGGAAUACGUCUGGUCUACUCUCAAGGGUGGUCAAGUUGUACCAGGUUACGGUCACGCUGUCCUUAGAAAGACUGACCCACGUUACCAAGCACAAAGAGAAUUUGCAUUGAAGCAUCUCCAAGGCGACAAGAACUUUAAGCUUGUUGACCAAAUUUACAACAUCGUUCCAGGUGUUCUCCUCGAGGCUGGUAAAGCUAAGAACCCAUGGCCAAAUGUCGAUGCACACUCUGGUGUGCUCCUUACUCACUACGGAUUCACCCAACAGAACUUUUACACAGUUCUUUUCGGUGUUUCUAGAGCACUUGGUGUUGCUUCUCAACUCAUCUGGGAUAGAGCUUUGGGUAUGCCACUCGAGCGUCCAAAGUCCUUCUCUACUGCACACCUCAAGAAGAUGUUGAACAAGUAA